AUGGUAAAUCCAAAAGCUUUUGGAGAAAAUGCAAGUCAGAAGAUUCUCGAGCUUGAAGCACAAAUACAGGCAAUGCGUGAAGCUGAAGAGACACUCAACUUAGAGCUAAAAGAAGUUGAGGCAAGUGUCAAAGCUGCUGAGACGAAAGGCUCAGACCUUGAGCAACAACUCAGUGAGAUUGAGAAUAAAUUAGUUGCAUCAAGUGAACAAAAAAUGAAAACGAUAAAUUAA
Messenger RNA from Miscanthus lutarioriparius, 231 nucleotides. The record is from the annotation of a GenBank genome assembly. NCBI's taxonomy places the organism in Eukaryota, Viridiplantae, Streptophyta, Magnoliopsida, Poales, Poaceae.